Messenger RNA from Episyrphus balteatus (marmalade hoverfly), 1608 nucleotides. Its product is annotated as ankyrin repeat and MYND domain-containing protein 2. The transcript has 3 exons. NCBI's taxonomy places the organism in Eukaryota, Metazoa, Arthropoda, Insecta, Diptera, Syrphidae. The record is from RefSeq and is a predicted model, not a curated record. The coding region runs from base 125 to 1333 and encodes 402 amino acids. Gene Ontology annotation, molecular function: protein binding.
AGUGCUGCAAGGACAUUGACAUUUUUUUUUUACACAAAAUCUGCGUAUUGUUAAAAAUUUUUGUGGGAAAUAUCUUUUUUUCAAAUUGAUUUGAGGGGCACGCUUUGUAAAAUAAAAUAAAAAUAUGUCUGAAAAUAUUGUUAUCAGUGAUUUACAAAAACAAAUUUUUGAAAAACUAUCCAAAAAUGAAACGAACGAGUUCAAACAGUUGAUAACUCAUAUCAAAUCCACGGUGAAUUUUGUCGAUGAAAAUGGAAUGAGCCCCCUGCAGCAUGCUUGUAGCAAAGGAAACAUUGAAGCAGUCAAAAUUUUGCUAGAUCAAGGCGCUGAUGUGAAUUUCAAUCAACAUGGUGCAAACUAUACGUCCCUUCAUUUUGCUGCUUUAUCUGGAAACAAGGACAUAUGCAAUUUACUUUUAGAUGCUGGAAUUAAUCCAACUACGCUGAAUUCUGUAUCGCGAACAGCAUCCCAAAUGGCUGCCUUUGUUGGCAAUUAUACAUGUGUCGAAGCGAUAAACAACUAUGUGCCAAAAGCUCAAAUUGAACAAUUUACCAAAAUUCAGGGAAAACAAACAGACGACUGUUUGCCGCCCCAAUUGCUAGAUAGUUUUCAUAAAUUCGUAAUUGAAGUUAAUCUUCAUCCAGUUCGCAUUGCACUCAAUCUACAAAGAAAUGGAAAUCUAAUAAAACAUUUGCCAAAACUCAAAAAGGUCCUACAGCUUAUGACGGAGAAGGAAAUGCAUAAAAAGUACGAUAUAAAUGAAUUGAUGGCAUUUAAAUAUCAUUAUUUGAGAUGGGUCAUUUCUGAGAUAAUGCGUUGCGAGGAGCAAUGCCAGCUGAGGAAAGAAAAAAACAAUGAAUCAGAUGGCAAACAUGAUUUCAUUGAAUUGUUUGUUAAACGUGUGCUAAAGGAAAACAAACAAGGCCAAUUAGACUACAUUGAGUUCACAAUCAGAGACUGCGUGCGAGAGUUUCCGUUUAGGGAGUGCACGAUAUUCCGUCAGGUUGUAUCCCAACUAGCAAAUAAAGAAUCACCGCCAGCUUUGUUCGUAUUGAGGAGUGCCAUUAAUGGACAACGUGGCUUUAUUGAUGAAAUAUCAUUUUGUAGCACAUGUGGAGAGGAGAAGCCAGAUAAAAAGUGCUCAAAAUGCAAAGCUGUACAAUAUUGCGACAGAGAGUGUCAACGACUUCAUUGGUUUAUGCAUAAGAAGACUUGUGCAAGGCCAACAUCGGCAGCUGGCAAUUCUAAUAAUCUUUCUUCGACAGCAGAUAACAAGAUUGAUAUAGAUGCUGGAGAGAUUCAAGAAACACUCAAAAACUUGGUGGUUAGUUAAGUAGAAGUUGGCAUGAGACAAAUCAUAACUAAAUUUGAAUUGCAUUCAAACACACAUUUAUCGUUUUUUUUUAUAUUGUAAACUCUGAAUAAUUUUUUUUUUAAAUAAAAGUAUUUGACACAAAAAGGACUUAUUGAGUACGUUAGAUUUCAACGUAAACAAAACACACUAAAUGCAAAUUAUAUUAAAGAAUAUUGUGCGUUGCACUUCUGAUAAUGGUUUUUUUUUGUCUAUUUGUAAGCUUAUACGAAAUAAAAUAUAUGUGUUUGAAGGAA